This is a messenger RNA of Arvicanthis niloticus (Nile rat), 1116 nucleotides long. Lineage: Eukaryota; Metazoa; Chordata; Mammalia; Rodentia; Muridae. The record is from RefSeq and is a predicted model, not a curated record.
AUGGCCGCUGGGUGUCGCUGCUGUAAGGACAAGAAGUCCGAAGCUUGGCCAGCAUCCCCGCCCAAGGCCUCAACCGGGUUCCCUCCCCGGUCCAACACCUACCUGAUUAUAGGGUUGCAAAACCAUCUGACCAGAUGUGGGAUCUUGAAGAGCAUGAGUGACUACGAGGAUUUCUGGAAACUGGUUCAGGAGGAAGCUCUCAGAGUGGAAACUAAAGAAAAGCUCCAGAAGAUACAAUUUAAGUUGAUGAAUCCCAGGCCCCGGCCACCAGCUGCUUCCCGAAGAAAGGAGACCAGGAUGUUGUUCAGCACUGUUCAGGACAGUGGAGCAUGCCAGGGGACACAGGACCAUCGAGGGAGGGCACAGGAAGCUGUGGAGGAUGGCCCGGAGAAGGAGAGAAAAAACCAGGGCCGGCAUCAACCUGGCUUGGAGCCACUCAAGCACCCAGGGGCUACAGCGAGUCUUCUCGCUCGCCUCACGGAAUUGAGAAAAAGGUGCCAACAGCGAGAAGCUGCGCAGAGGCUUCAUCGAGGACCUGAGGAGAACAAGAUUACGUGUAAGACAAAGACGGAUUCCCAGAGCAAGAUGUAUCUUAGUCGGUUGUAUCAGAUGUAUUUCACCUCUCUUGCUAACAUGGAAUUCUCCAGAAGACUGCUGGAGAGAGAUGGCCGCUUUGCAGACAUGGAUGCUGAGUAUGGAGCUAGAAGCCUGCUGGAUUAUAUGGUCCCAAGGGGACGUACACUGGCAGAUGUUCCACCAAGAGAACCAGGGGAGGAGGACACCCCAGCCCCUGGCCAGCAGCCUCGAGCAGGACCUGCCCUCCGAUUUCUGAAGUGCCAGAGUCCAAGAAGUCCACAGGGAAGUCCUCACCUGAAGACAGGAAGACACCAAGUGACCCUGUGUGCCACGAGCAAGCUUUCAGAACACAAGAGGGGUACACUUGCUCUUGCCGGGGGGACCACAGAGCAUGUGAGGGGCAAGCUUGCUCCUGCCGGGGUGACCCCAGACCCCAGACCUACAGCACCCCUGACCCUUGCACACGUGAUCCAGACCCAUCCUGUGGUGGAGGCCAAGACAGCAAGUCGAUACUGGGUGAACUAUGUGGAUGAAGAAUAA